AUGAAAUUUUAUACUGGAGACGAAGUUGGCUUGAUAAAAGCAAUCACAAUUUCAAAUCUUUCGCAAAAAGAAGCAUCACCUAUCAUCAAAAAAUGGGGUAAAAUUGAUCGGGCACAAGGUGUCCAAUUGAUGUAUCAAGCAAAAAUAUAUGAUGAAAGUGAACAACAACAGAUAAUAGUUGCACGUAAAAAUGGAAAAAUACAUAUACUUGAUCCAAAUGAGGAAGGUAAAGCCAUGAAAGAGUUUACACAUGAACAAAUUUCUGAUAAUAAAAUAGAAUGUGUGCAAUUUGUUGGUUUAUUUGCCAAUUCUACUACUUUGGUAACAUGUGAUGCCAAGACGGGUAUAAUUACUUAUCAACCAAUUUCAAUUGAUAAUGAAUCAUCAUUUCCAAUUACAAGUUUUUCGAUUUCAAAAGAUUUGUGUAGGUUAAGAGUACAUCCAAAAUCACAUAAUAUAUUUGGAUGCUGUGGUAAAGAGUAUGAGUUGACGAUAUGGGAUGUGAAUUCUUAUAAAGAGGGAAGUUGCCCAUUCAGUUCACAAUCAAAAAAAGAAUCUAAGCCAGGAUUAAUAUGGAAAGCUAAAAACUUGAGAAAUGAUUUUUUGGAUUUGAGAGUUCCAGUAUGGAAUACAGAUAUGCAAUUUUUAAACGAUGAUGCUACAAAAAUUGUAGUUGGUACAAAAUAUAAUCAGAUAAGAAUAUAUGAUACUAAAGUAAAAAGAAGACCAGUUUUGGAUUUAAGCAUAGGUGAACAUCCCGUGGUAUCGUUAAUUGUAGGCAGAAAUUUGAAUGAAAUUUUGUUUUCGAACACUGCUGGAAAUUUGUUUUCUAUCGAUGUAAGAACAGGAUUUGCUGGUGCAGUUUCAAGUAUGGAAGUUGAUUCAAAAUCAACAUAUUUAGCAACAGUAUCACUCGAUAGAUUUUUACGCGUACAUGAAAUGAGUGGAAAACAUAAUCUUUUACAGAAAAUCUAUUUAAAACAACAUCUUACAUCUGUUUUGGUAAAUGAUGAAGAUGAAAUAAAAAAAGCUAAUAAUGAUGAGAAGGAACUUGAAGAAAUUUGGAAUGAUAUGGAAGAAGUUAAAUCGAAAAAAAAGAAGAAAAAAUUAGUGAAUUUUGAAAAUAUUUAA
Entrophospora sp. SA101 is the source of this 1131-nucleotide messenger RNA. NCBI's taxonomy places the organism in Eukaryota, Fungi, Glomeromycota, Glomeromycetes, Entrophosporales, Entrophosporaceae. The record is from the annotation of a GenBank genome assembly.